AUGGUUGAAUUAACUGAAAUUAAAGACGAUGUCGUUCAAGUAGACGAACCACAAUUCUCCGGAAAUGAGGCCAUUGUUGAAGAAAAGGUCUCUACAACAAACAACGAUGUUGUGGAUGAUGAAGACGAAUCAGACAGUGAAUUUGAGGAUGAAUUCGACGAGAAUGAGACAUUGUUAGACAGAAUCGUUGCAUUAAAAGAUAUCGUUCCUCCAGGUAAGAGACAAACAAUUUCCAGUUUUUUUAGCUUUACUAGUUCCUUUGUGAGAAAUGCUUUUGCCAAAUCUGGAAACCUUGCUUGGACUUUGACCACUACUGCUUUAUUACUCGGUGUGCCAUUAUCUUUGUCUAUACUUGCCGAACAACAGCUUAUCGAAAUGGAAAAGACGUUUGAUUUACAAAGUGAUGCUAAUAAUAUAUUGGCUCAAGGUGAAAAAGAUGCUCCAGCAACAGUCAAUUGA
Messenger RNA from Saccharomyces mikatae IFO 1815, 459 nucleotides. It is a transcript of the gene TOM22, whose product is annotated as Tom22p. The transcript has a single exon. Gene Ontology annotation, cellular component: mitochondrial outer membrane; mitochondrial outer membrane translocase complex. NCBI's taxonomy places the organism in Eukaryota, Fungi, Ascomycota, Saccharomycetes, Saccharomycetales, Saccharomycetaceae. The record is from RefSeq and is a predicted model, not a curated record. The coding region runs from base 1 to 459 and encodes 152 amino acids. Gene Ontology annotation, biological process: protein import into mitochondrial matrix.